Messenger RNA from [Torrubiella] hemipterigena, 3741 nucleotides. NCBI's taxonomy places the organism in Eukaryota, Fungi, Ascomycota, Sordariomycetes, Hypocreales, Clavicipitaceae. The record is from the annotation of a GenBank genome assembly.
GCUAGAUAUUGUGUGUCUGCACCAACAUCCACCAAUUGUUUGCGCUUUUCGCAUUCGUUUAGUCAUUGUCUGGGGUGAUCGGCAACCCUGCGUCUGUCGAACAACGGGACCUAUUCUUCUAGAACAAAUAGCCUACCUUGCAGUGGACAUUCAUGGUUACAUCGUAAACAACAUGCAUGAAUUUGUCCACCGUAAAUAUCAAUAUUUCACAGCUCCGUAACCUAAGGCGCUGUGGCGCUGGAGAGUUCACAGCUCUGGUUCCUGGAAAUAAGCAAGGCUGGUAUCGGGAAUGACCAAAACCUAGAAUCGUGCCCCAGAUUCGCACUCAAAUUACAUACAAUAGACAUGAUCUUUUUGCUGACAAUUCGCAAGUUGAAAAUCAUUCCCCAGCAAAAACGCAGCUCUUUCCAAGCGCCCGCAUUUUUCUUCUCAAACCCCCGCAGCCAACCGAGCUGACGCCAAGACGCAACUCUAUCACCAUAUGACCCGCCUCACGAAAAUCCCACCAAAAAGGUCAGCCUUGCAAUUCUUCACAGCGUUGCCCCUCCUCUUUCUGUCCAGUCUCCCUCUUGCAAGCUCCUCGACUCUCUACAGCUCUCUCCAGACGCAAGACAUGCAUCUGUCGCAGCGCACCACCACCAGGAGUCUACGAGAAGGUGGCCGCAACUCGGCCAGAGAGUCGGAGCACGCCGACAACGACAAGACAGCAGCAUGUCGACGACAAUAGGAUCACUGUCGCUCUCAGCGUCCACGAUGACCUCUGUGGUUCUACAGGCGACACCUACCCCGACCCCCACGCCGCUCAUUGUGCUGCUCAACGGCCGACUCGAAGUCACCGACGACUUCUUCCCGUUCCACGAUCUCGCCAAGGUCGGCGGCUACACCAAAGACGACAUAACAUUUAAAGAUUUGAUCCAGGAGGGCAUCGAUGGCGGCCAACGUAUCGAUCUCUUUCAAUCUGGUUGCGUGGUAGACGGCCACAGACAAUCCGACUGCUCGCGUGCCUGCUACGACCCAGCCCUUUUCUUUGGUAGCCUCGACACCUUUUACAACUGCGCCGCACUUGCAUCUAUUGCAUAUUGGACAAAGGAGAACGGUACAUAUUACAUCACCGAUGCAGCCGAGAAGAAUGCCAGCUCCAUCAUGGGCUCGGGGUCGCUGCGUGGCUUCAACGGCCGCACAGUGCUGCAGUCGUUUGUGACAUGCGCCAAGGACGCCUGUGCAAACGACCACCUGAGCCAGGGCUGCGACGGAUCGAUCCAGGCGCUGCACAAUACAUCUAGCACAUCUGAGAUCUUUCAUGCCAUGGGGACCUUUUGCCCAGACAUUUCGGCCGAGAUUGACCCUGACAUCUUUGGCCCCGGCGUUCUGAUUUCGUACGUCCUGCAGGUGUGCUUCUCGACCAGUCUAUACAUUUUCCUCAAGAUAUUCAAUCUCUGGGUCGGCUACACGCAGCAACAGAAAGAACGAGAAAAGGAACGUACAAGAACACUCAAGCUCAAACGAUCUCUGACCCGUAUCGAAUCCAUGAUUUGGCGCGACUCCUCCGCCUUAUCACGCACAUCCAUCGCCAUUGCCACGACCCUCGUUGAGUUCCAGGAAAUGCAGUGCUGGUUCGUCUUUGCCGUGCAGAUUGCUUCUAUUCUCGCCAUUGCAGUCAACUCCCAGGAGGGCACAUUCUGGGGCGAAAUCAUUGUCAACGGCGCACUCGCCUUCCACAUUAGCCAGAACGGCAUCUUGCCCAUGUUCCUAGUCCAAAUCUGUCUACAUAACGAGGGCAUCCGCAACUGGCACACGUUCCUUGGAUUCGCCAUGGAAUACCUACUAGCCAUUGUAGCUACAACGCAAAAGAUCGGGUUCAAGUCCACCUUCAACCUCUUCCAGCAGCAAUACGAAAUCGCCGGCUGCGGCGGCAAUCCGAGUCCGCGAACAUACUGCGCGUCCACAUCUGGCGUCGACGGGCUUAACGUCAACUUCUUCCCUCACCCACUCUUUUACAAACUUGUAUUUCUGGUACUCGACACACUAGCCAUGAUUGUGCUCACAUCGGACCAACUAGCCUGGACGCUGAGGAGGCAUCACCGGGCGAAGCGGUGGCAAGUUGGGCGGCACAAGCUGGGCCGAUGGCCAGAACACAGCUCAAAGCGCUACUGGCUGCGGUUUAGGCGACUCUUCUGGGCGGGCCUCGAGCUGUGCUAUCUGAUCGUCAAUGUGCUCUAUCUUGUAUCCCUGACCAACGUUAUCCGCCCCGAAAGCUUCAAGGCCAACCGCUGGUCAUACGGGCAAAUCAUUGCCAUGACUGUCUGGGGCCCUGUCAUUGUCAAACUCUUUGAUUUGAUAUUAUCUGGUCCACCCAAGAACGGCGAGCGCCUCAAUUCUGGUCCUCCCCGUCUUCGCAUAGACAACAUCAUCAACCAUCGCCAAGGAACCGUUGCUGACGAAGAACUCACCGAAGACGAAGGCGCAGUUAGCACGGAAAUCGAGCGCCCUGGUAAAAUGCUCACACCACUCACGCCAGAGUUCCCUAUGGAGGUGCGAGAGCGCACAACGGCGCCGCAGAUCCGCAUCGCAGAUGCACCCGGCGGCCUCAACAUACGAAACAAUAACGACGUAUAAUGCAUAACGAGAUAUAAUGUCUUCCCAUAUAUACUUGAGUCUAAUGUACAUGAUGAAUACAACACCUCUAUAUAACUCCCCAGCGCCGCGCCCUCUUUAGUCCUCAGAUACCCCAACUGAGGUUUCGUCUCCCUUCUUCUCGUCAUACCGCUUUGGCGAAUAGUUGAACGCUGUAUUUUCCCUCACCCUCAGAAACCCUUCUAUUCGAUCAUCUCUCGAUCUGCCCGCCGAUGCCAGCGUGCUCCGGCGCAUGGUAUUCCCUAUGUCCGCAUUUCUCUGUGCGCUGUACUGUACAUAUUCUUCGCCAAUUGCCUGUCCGCGGUUAAUAUGUACUAUGCACCCUAUAAAGCAGGCUGAGACAACGGCUAGCGCAAAGAGUCCAUUGGACAUGUACACAGGCUCGGCCUUUGCACCGCCGUUCUUCUGGGCUUCGCGCCACGCCUCCCAGUCCUCCCAGUUCGCAUUACGCGCUGGUGAAUUAGGCCCGUGGCGCCAUGCUCUGUCGCGCUCAUGACGGUCCGGAGCCGCACCUGCAGUCCAUCCCAAGCCGUGUAUAUCAUAGAGCUUGCGCUUGGCGGGGUCGGAGAGCAGAUCGUUGGCGGCUACGACGAGGCGGUAGCGUUCUAACCGAGUAUCAUGUGAUGUGGACGGACUAGACGAGGAGCCCGUAUCAGGGUGAUAGAGCUUGACAAGCUGGUAGAAGCGGUGUUUCUUGUACGGGGCGGAUCGGGGGAUAUCGAAGAUUUCGUAUGGCGUGGGGUUCGGCUUUGUCGGCCAAGCAGGGCCGUCUGAGUCUUUGCUGCUCUGGCUGCUGUUGAAACGAGCAUUUGUUGGAGACUUUGGGUAGAGACGGGUGAGGAUAGACGGGGAUACUGGUGACGCGCAGGAGCAGCGGCGGGCAGCGGCGCGGGCGGAUGGCAGCAUUAUCGGCAUUGUGGGAGAGCGAUAUCGGUCGGCAUACUGUUAGGCGAGACAGCGACGGGUGACGAAUGUGGUAUGUGUAAUUAUGCUAAUAUUCUGGUAUUAAAUGGUAUUUUAUCGAGGUCGUUAAGGGCGCUGUGGAUGGUGGUCGCGGAUUGUCAAUGUGGUGAUGCAGCUUGGAGGUGGUCGCGUGGUGGAGGCGGU